AUGGGAAGAGAGUCUCUUAAUUCUCGAAAUUCCAUAACCUCGACCCUCUUGGGAUCGGAUGACCCCUCUAUGAUCAAAGAGUCGGAAGACCUACUCUCGAAAUUUGUAAGAGGGGCAUCUCAUGAGACACGGGAUACCGUCCUGCAGCCUCAAAGCAACACGGGGAGCCCAGUCACCAAGUUAACGGCAGAGAGGUCAAAAUCUCGAGUGAAGAUACCCAGGGGAAAUAUCCAGUUACGCCCACAAAGCAGCCCACGGCCAACCGAACAUGUGCCACCAAAAGCUCCUGCCAAUCCGGCGUCGAUAACCAAGCAAACAGUUACUUUACCGACCCCCAAGGGAAAGCUACCAAGCCCGCAAAGAAAACAGGCAGCCCGAUCAUCAUCACUCCAUAGUGACGUACCAGGAUCCGUGAUAAUACGACGCUCUGGUCGUUCGAGAGCUGGCCCUACAAAUUACUACAGGAAACUCCCAUUGUUCAAUAGUGAGGGUGAGGGGACUGUGCAAGAAAUUAAGACUGUGCCAAUCCACAGGGGCCCGUUAUGGCACCCCCGUAGUGUUAUUACUUCUACAACACUGGAACACUCUGCGAGCAGGAACAGUAGACAGCGGAAUACUUCAUUCAGCAGUCUGUUACAACAGCGGGAAUUGGGCGAAUACUCAAACUGGCAACUAUAUUCGCACUUCACCGGUAGUUUCAAAGUGUCAAAGACAUGGAAGGGUGCUUCCAAUGAUGUUGUUUCUCUAUCAUGGUCACCCGAUGGGACCAAAUUCGCAGCAGGUGCUACCGCACAAUGUGAUGAGCAUAUGAUGGCGUAUAAUAGGAAAAAUAAUCUCCUGUUUGGAAAUCUCACUAACAGUGAACUAUGUGAGCUGCCAGACCACUGUAUACCACGUCCCGGGGGUAGGGGCCCAGCAAACCACGUUACGAAUGAUUCUCGUCUUUUUAUGAGUGUUACUGCUGUGCAGUGGUUUGAGGACACGUUAUAUACUGCCAGCUAUGACCACACCGUCAAACUAUGGGAUGCUUCAAGAGGGAAAGCUACGUGUCACAAAACCCUGAACCACGACUCGAAGGUGAUUGUCAUGGCACGUCAUAACUUCGCUGAAAAUAUAUUGGCUACAGGGACACAUACGGUUGGAUAUUGGGACACUGAUAGUGCGGAAUAUACAGCACUCGAAUUACCGCGUACAAGGUCAAGAAAGGAGAUUGAGCUUAUACCGACAUCAAUUGCAUGGGGAUCUAGUCACGUGACGAAAGACUACCUCCUCGCAGGAAUGUCUGAUAAGGAAGAUGGUGUCGCUCAAUAUGGACUUCUCGCUGCAUUCCGUGUUCGAGAAUCAUCGAUCGACCCUGAGUAUUUUUCACCAAAUUCACAGAAUGUUUUUGAUGUUGCCUGGCACCCCACCUUGCCAAUAUUUGGGGCAGCUUGCACUGCGGGUCAACAAGUUGCUCGGGGCACCCGGUCUGUUGUGAACAUCUACGAGCCAUUAAGACUCAAGUCUCGGGUUUUGGAGCUUGAGUGUCCAGCUUUGGACAUCAAUGAAGUGGCGUUCUGUCCGGCUAAUACGAACUAUGUCUCCACUAGCUGUACAGACGGAAUCACGUAUGUCUGGGAUAUGCGCAACUGUGGCGAAAUCGUUCACAGGCUCAAACAUGGAACUCCCUUGAAUCAGCUGGACGAAACAGUUCCUAGAGAACAAGCAGAUACCGGCGUCAACAUGCAGUUAUGGGGCUCCACAUCUGACCAGCUGUAUACAGGCGCUUCAGACGGUGUGGUAAAAAGGUGGAAUAUUCUUCGCGGGCCUGAUGAUGUGCUGGUUGAAGAUGUGGCCGCUCUUAAUGAAGGAAUCAUGUGCGGAGCAUUUUCACCGGAUCAAUCUAACUUACUGAUUGGAGAUGUUUCUGGGGGUGUGCAUCUUCUAUCUAAUAGUCCGUUCUGUCCAGACGAUGGACGAGCAUUCAAUUUUAAGGAAAGCCCCCACAGUUUCGAGCAAGAACCCGAUCCGGAGUCUGGUGUUAAAGCUGCUCAGGAUCUGGUUUCAACAGGGCAAAUUGAAAUCCACCCUGUGCUUGGGCCUGGCAAGGGCCCUCGCUAUAAGGGCCCGUUUGCUGCCUGGGCACGACCAAUUGGAACGUCGCCAGAACGCAUAGCAUCCACUCAACUCACAAAUUAUUAUAAGGUACGACAGCUCUGUGGCCUGCCCCCUCAGUCUCGCGAGGGCUUGAAACCUGAAGUGCGGGAAGAAGUUGAAGGGCACAUAACACUUGCAACAGUACGCAACCAGAUUCGUGGUCGGAACAAGAGACGGGGUCCAGAGGCUAUGGCUAUUAAAACUGAGUGUAAUAAUGAGCGUGACUUCAUUGAUUUAUGCAGUGAUGAAGGUGAUGGUGAACCUGCACAUAACAUUUCACCGAAACGCAGGCAGCCAGUCAUAUCGACUCCUGACAAUGUUACUAUUGAGAUCAUAGAUCUUACCGGUGAUUUGGAUGCGGAGAAUUUUGCAAGCUCGCAGACAUCCUCUCUGACAUGCUCUAGGCGCGGGGAUGGCUCAGUCCGUCCAGCUACUCUUGAUGAUCUCGAUGAGCUUGAAGACGACUUCUGGUGGCCCAAUAGCAGUGCAGUAAACCCUAACUUUUCUGACUAA
Messenger RNA from Aspergillus versicolor CBS 583.65, 2649 nucleotides. RefSeq names its product WD repeat protein. Gene Ontology annotation, molecular function: protein binding. Lineage: Eukaryota; Fungi; Ascomycota; Eurotiomycetes; Eurotiales; Aspergillaceae. The record is from RefSeq and is a predicted model, not a curated record. Gene Ontology annotation, cellular component: TORC2 complex; TORC1 complex. The coding region runs from base 1 to 2649 and encodes 882 amino acids. Gene Ontology annotation, biological process: regulation of actin cytoskeleton organization; TOR signaling. The transcript has a single exon.